UAGAGCACAAUUUCUGGAAAUAUGUGGGAGAAUUCGAGGUUGGGAAUUAUGAAGUCAGAGACGAAUUUGAAGACACGGAAAUUGUUGUGUGCAAAGAUAAUCUUGAUGCAACCUUGUGAUUCGGGGGGAGUAUUAGUUCAUUUAAUUGCCACAUAAACCUUAGGACAACGUGGCAUAAUCACAUUUGUUGACACGUGUUAUGAUUUUGAUUUGAUUGAAAAAAUAGAUAUUUAAAGAGAAGAGAAGACAUGCAUUCAUUCAUUCUGGUGCAGUGAGACUUGAAGUGUACGUUUUCUUUGUGCUAAGAAACAAUGUUUAUGAGACCUGAUAUUAAUGGAUCUUCUUCAUCUUCUCAGAGGAAGAAAGAUUACAAGAAUACUGGUGUUGAGGCGGAAGAUGGUCGGAGAAGGAGACUGGAAGACCUCUUCGAGAUAAGGAAGAAUAAGCGCCAAGAUAAUCUCUUCAAGAAGCGAAAGGGUGACACUUCUUCUCCUACCACUGCCCCUCUCUGCCUCAUCAACACUGACCAGGAUAUUCUAAUAUUCAUGAUUCAACGCAUUCCUACAUUGACACAAUCAUUAAUGUCUAACAAUCCUGCUUCACAACUGGAAGCAACUACUGAGAUUUGUAAGCUACUAUCGAAGGGUCACAUUGCUCUAAUUGAUGAGGUGAUCCGGGCAGGUGUUGUCCCUCAGCUUGUGAGGUUUUUGGCAAUGGAUGAUAUACCACAACUGCAGUACAUGGCAGCAUGGACUCUGACCAACAUUUCCUCGGGAACGUCUGAGCAUACAAGAAUUGUGAUUGAACAUGAUGCUGUUCCCCGGCUUGUGCACCUUCUGUGUCAUAGUAGUGUUGACGACUGCAAAGAACAGGCGAUAUGGGCAUUAGGUAAUAUUGCUGGUGAUUCCCUGAGCACAAGGGAUCAUGUUCUUAGCCAUGGUGCACUCUUGCCAAUAUUGGGUCUGUUGUGGAAUCCAUCUUUAGUAAAAGUAUCUAUCUUGAAGAUCGCUUCAUGGAGUUUAUCAAACUUGUGCCGUGGAGACCUUCCUUCAACAAUUUUUGAACAGAUAACACGUACAUUGCCUUUCCUUGGAAAACUCAUGUUGAUGUCUGAUGAAGAAGUUGUAGCAAAUGCAUGUCUGACUGUCUCUUAUCUUACUCAUGAGGGCUCAAGUGAAUUGAUCCAAGCUGUCAUUCAAGCAAAUGUUUGCCCACGACUUGUACAGUUACUACAAUUUUCAGAAAAAAAAGUUAUUGUACCUGCUCUGUGGACUCUAGGAGAUAUUACUUUUGGUGUUGAGGCUGCUCACACUCAGGUUCUAAUUGACCAAGGAGUUCUCCCUUGUCUUAAACUACUUCUUUCAAAAAGUGAUAAAACCGUCCUCAAAUAUGCUUGUUGGGUAAUCUCAAAUAUCACAGCCGGGACUAGAGCUCAAAUGCAGGCUGUCAUUGAUGAUGAUCUUAUUAGUCCUCUUGUUUGUCUUACAAAGGCUGAAUUUGACAUUAAGAUGGAGGCUGCAUGGGCUAUUGUCAAUGCCACUUUUGGAACUCAUGAGCAGAUUCAGUUCUUGGCGAGUAAAGGGUGCAUCGAGGCGCUUUGUGAUCUCUUGACUUGUUCAGACCCAAGUGUUUUGUCAAUUUGUCUGGUUGGGUUGCAUAACAUUUUACACUCUGGAAAAAAGAACAAGAAUCUUCCAGUUGGAGUCAAUAUUUAUGUCGAAAUGGUUGAAGAGUGUGGAGGAUUGGAAAAGAUUGUAGGUUUGCAAAGCUAUGAGAACAAUGACAUUUAUAAUAAGGCUGUGGCGGUUUUGGAGACAUAUUGGCAUGAGGAGCUUAUACCGCUAGAUGAUACGAAUCUUCACAAUACUGAGGGUGGUACUGGCCAAGGUUUAUCUUUUGGGUCCAACCUCCCCACAUCUGAUUUCAAUUUUUCUGAAAAAAAUUAAUACAUAUCUAAUUACUUUUGUUGAUAAACUAGGUUUCCUUGUUAUUUCCUCUCUCGAGUGAACUUUUUUUAUCUUUGUUUACUCAGCUGAAGGUCGUGAUUUUUUUAAUCUGACUCAUAUUGUAUAUUUUUCUUACAUAUACUACUAACAUUACAAUAAGAGAGAAGAAAAAUUAUAGUUGGAUAUUUUAUUUUUGGCCCAUGCAUGUGUAAUUCACACUGCUUUUGCUGUUUAGUUAACUUAUAUUUCAUGGAGUAAUGCUCACUGGUGUGAACAAUCCAUCAUAGCCUCAUGAAGACGCUUACAGUUAUAAUUAUUUAGGAUCAUCAUGUCAAAAUGAUACAUUUGGAUCCAUUAUGUGGAGAUGUAGCAUGAAUGGUGUCAAGUGUGAUGACACAAUGAAAAAUCAUGUGUAUAUUUUUUAAGAA
Messenger RNA from Cicer arietinum (chickpea), 2374 nucleotides. RefSeq names its product importin subunit alpha-4-like. The record is from RefSeq and is a predicted model, not a curated record. Gene Ontology annotation, biological process: protein import into nucleus. Gene Ontology annotation, molecular function: protein binding; nuclear import signal receptor activity. Lineage: Eukaryota; Viridiplantae; Streptophyta; Magnoliopsida; Fabales; Fabaceae. Gene Ontology annotation, cellular component: cytoplasm.